This is a messenger RNA of Penicillium digitatum Pd1, 2097 nucleotides long. Its product is annotated as nucleotide pyrophosphatase/phosphodiesterase family protein. Gene Ontology annotation, biological process: nucleoside triphosphate metabolic process. Lineage: Eukaryota; Fungi; Ascomycota; Eurotiomycetes; Eurotiales; Aspergillaceae. The record is from RefSeq and is a predicted model, not a curated record. Gene Ontology annotation, molecular function: ribonucleoside triphosphate phosphatase activity; nucleoside triphosphate diphosphatase activity.
AUGCGCCGUGCAGAUACUAGUAAUUCUCUUCUUUCUCCUGCAAACUACGACAACGAUGCAUCUUCGUUGCGGUCGCCCUCCGACCAGGAAUCCGAUUCUGACGAUGACGCCCUCCUCGAUCAGAACCGCAGCACCUUGGAACUCGCAGAACACGACCGGGCAGUCCUAGAAGAUGAAGAGGAGCUGGAAAAUCUUUUGAUCCGUCGUGGCACUGGGCAAGGUUUGCGGAGGAUUUUCAGCCCGAACGGUAGCACUGUGAAGAUCGGGAGGACGAAAAAGGAGCGGCGACGGCGGAGGGGGUCACGUCGUGAGAGAGUCAGUGAAGACGGUGAGCUGAUGUAUGAGAUGGAGGAGGGGAUUGGUGAUGAUAAUGCUUCCCUUUUAAGCGGAUCAUCGUUAGAUUCGGGUAGGAAACCCGAAUAUGCACAUGGGCCGCCUUCAUGGCCUUCAUGGCGAAGAACCUUGUUUUUAACUACUCUGGUCGCAAUUCUCUUCGUCAUCAUCCUCCUCGGGGCGUAUAGAGCCUCGAGCGGUUUCCGGUACUCACGAGCACACCCUCCACCCUUGCUUUCCAACGGCACAGCUCUCUUUGCGCCAACUACUAUCGUUAUCUCGCUCGACGGUUUCCGAGCUGACUUUCUUCACCGUGGCCUGACUCCUGCGCUGAAGUCCCUCAUCGCUAAUGGCGUUUCUCCGCAAUACAUGAACCCCAGCUUCCCGAGCGUCACCUUCCCAAACCACUUCACACUUAUGACUGGACUCUACCCUGAGAGUCACGGGAUAGUCGGCAACACAUUUUGGGACCCGAAGAUAGAAGAGGAAUUUUAUUACACCCAUCCCUUUGUCAGCAUGCAACCCAAGUGGUGGAUGGCGGAACCGCUCUGGGUGACGGCCGAAAAGCAGCGUGUGAAGACUGCCGUCCAUAUGUGGCCGGGGUCUGAGGCGCACAUUGGUGGCAAAGAGCCGACCAUUUUGGACAAAUACAACGGGACGGAAGUCUUGCCUCGCAAGGUGGAUCGGAUCAUGGAGUUUUUGGAUCUUCCGGGUCUUGAGGACGAAUCGCAGAUAACACCUGAGCGGCCUCGGUUUAUCUUGGCUUACGUUCCCGACGUCGAUCGGGACGGGCAUAAAUUUGGCCCUAAUAGCACUGAAAUUCGAAAGACGAUUUUGGAAGUGGACAGCAUGAUCGCCGAUAUUAUGACUGGUCUUGAGCGACGCAAUCUUACUGAGGUAGUCAACAUCGUGGUUGUCUCAGACCAUGGCAUGGCCACUACCUCUACGGAAAGGCUGAUUCAGCUGGACGAUCUGGUUGAUUAUGAUCUAAUUGAACACAUUGACGGGUGGCCAUCUGCUGGUCUACGCCCCAAGCGCCCCGAGGACCUGGAGACCCUGCGGAAACAAUUGGAGAAGGUGGCUCCGGAAUACGAGCAUGCUUUUGAAUUCUAUACAAAGGAGACAAUGCCUGAGCGGUAUCAUUUCGCGAAUAACGAACGCAUUGCGCCGCUAUGGGUCAUCCCCAAGUCGGGGUGGGCCAUCGUUAACCGCUCGGAGCUCGAUGUCAAAGAGGCUUUGAAGACCGGUAAGGAUUACUAUCCUCGGGGUAUUCACGGAUAUGACCAUGAGCACCCAUUGAUGCGUGCAAUUUUUAUUGCACGUGGCCCAGCCUUCCCGCACAAGCCAAACAGCCGGGUGGAAGUUUUCCAAAACAUCGAGGUAUAUAACCUUGUCUGUGACUCUUUGGGUGUCCAUCCCCUUCCAAGUAAUGGCACACUACGGCUCCCGCUGAAGCCAAUCGGCCUUCACUCGGAUGAGAACACACCGGUCUUGGACACGCCUCCCGACCCCCCGGCUCAUACUUCAGCAACUGUAGGACCUGCGCAACCAACCACCCCGCAGCCAUCGCCUCCACAGUCAAAACCAGUACAGCCAGCACCGAAGCCCACUCCAGCAGCCGUGGCACCACCCGUUAUAGAACAUCAAAGUGAUGACGAAAAGGGUUCUACAUGGUGGGGAACCCUUUGGCACAAAUUCGACGGCUUGAAGAACUGGGCUAGCGGUGUUGCUGAUGCUGUUCAGGGCAAGCAUCAGGGUUCUUGA